GGGGGAUUGAUUUUCUUAUGGUGGCAAAGUUUUGGCUUUUUAUUGAGAGAUUGAUUAUUCCUUGCACAGUUUCAUCACCGGGGAAUAUGAAUGAAUGUGAAGAAAGAUUGAAUUUUUACCAAUUUUUUAUGUGCGAAGGUUUGGCUUUUGUCGUCGGAUUUUGGUUUGUUAUGUUUGUAAUCAGCGUGUUUAGGGUUGCUGCUGAUUAAAGGUUGAGGUCGAAAUAUGGAGAUUCUUGAAUUUAUAUGCUUUGCUGUAUUUUUUUUUUUUUUCCCCGUCCAACUUCACUCUCUUCCUCAGAAACCCAUAAAAGAAAGAGGAUUUUCCUACUUUUUUGGAAGCAAAUAAGACAUGAAGCUGAAUUUGCUACAUGAAAGCUCUGAUGGUUUCUAAUUGUUAAAAUUGAAAAUAACUUCUUUUUUAUGGCAAUAUUUGAUCUUUCAUAUCAUGUUGAGCAACCCUGAUCAUGUGAAUGAACUUGAAUGGAAGAAGGAUCUAGUCACAAUUGAGGUUCUUAUUGUCCGAAGAUGCAAAGCCUCAGAUCAACCAUUUUGAGUUAUGCGCGGAUUAGAGUUUCUACCUCCAGGCAGUUGUUUCCUCGAGAUGAGAAUAUAGUACACAGACUCCUUAAUAUGCAACUGCAGGCAUGCAGCUUAUCUUCUGAUACCACCACGAAGGGUCAAAUACUGGAUCGCGUUAUUGCAUUGGUGAAGAAGUCUUACAAGAUUGACGCCACUAAGGUCACCGAGACAGCUGAUUUCCAAAAGGAUCUGAGCCUUGACAGUCUAGAUAGAGUUGAACUCAUCAUGGCCUUUGAGGAAGAAUUCUCCAUCGAGAUACCAGAUGAGGAAGCAGAUAAGUUGAAAUGUUGCGCAGAUGUAGCUAACUACAUCAUGUUGUCUGAAAGCGGUCCCAAAAGUGCGGACACUUCCUAAUUAGAAUGGCCACGUGCUUCUUCAGGAAGCUAUGUGUAGUAGAGAUUCAUUUGAAAUUGUGAAUUGAUUACUUUGGCAGGUUCCUCAGUUUUGCGAAAUCUAUACAAAUGUUGUUAUGAUGUCUUUCCAUAAUGUUGGUUGAGGUUUAAAGCUGUGGUAAUCAAUCCAUUGUUUUUAGUGGACAAGAGUACAAUGUAUUUCAUGGGCACUAUCUUCUGUAUAUACACACUGCAACCACUCGCCCUUGGAAUGGCCAUCAGAGUUUAAGGGGAAGGGGAGGAAAAAGAAACAGAAAAGAAAGGGCAAAGUGUUGAAAAAACCGCAGCUUUGUUGUGACUGAAGCGCCUCCAAGACAAAGCAGGGAUGAAGAUGAAGAAAUGCGGUCUCAGUAUGUGUGUUUCCUGGAAUUCUUGGACCGAUUCUUCCUGCAUAAUGUACCCGAAGGUCUAUUGGUGGUAGUCAAGUUGAUGGUAUCGGUGGUGUAAGUGCGGGACCCGGCAUCAUCGAUGGUUCGCAAGGAGAUUCCUUUGUGUUUGCCUCUGAAAGCAUGCCUGCAUUGGGAGUGUUUUGGGAGGCUGAGUACUUUGAGGAGGCAAGCUUGCUCAAGAUUAGGGUGGGCAUGGAGAUGAGAGGGAAGGUGAAUAAGGAAAUCGCCGUAUUCAUCAGUUGUGCCUCUUGCCCAUGACUUCUUUGAUGAUCUUCUUCCUCCAAUAUUGUUGUGAUUGCCACACAUAACAGCUACUGAUGCACCUGCAACACCCAAAAUCACAUUCCAGAUUAUAUAGACUGACACUGGGAUUUUGUAAAAUGUCUCAGAAACAUAAAAUGGCCCAGUCGGGAUUUUUCGUAAAAUUCUUUCGGGCGUCCCAAAAAAUAAGAGUCUUAUUUAUUUUACGAAAUAAUUCAACAAACAUGAUUUUCUUUUUAAGUUUUUGGAAUGGAGGUAGUUGGAAAGAAUGAGCCAAUGAUGUUCAAUAGGCCAACCACAACAGUUUUCUGACAGUAAUCUGUGAUUUUGUGGCUCACAUCUUUUUCUAACUCACGUUUUAAACCAUAUCAUUGUAGCCAUUGCAUACCACAUUUUCUUACUGCAACGUGUAAUAAGUAAAAUAUUUAGGCUACUUUUUUUUCCCCUUUCUCUGUACAAUAAUAAUAAUCAAAUGGAGUAGUUUUUUUAAAAAAAUUUUGGGUAAAAAUAAUAUCUAUGCCAGAUUUCAAAAUUAAUAUGACUUAUGUGCAAGGUUGGAAAAAAGUAACUAAUAAACAAUUAGUUACCACAAUUAGCUACUCUCUCCACUCUAAAAUAAUAAAAAAUAGGACAAUUAUUUUGCGACGAAAAGAAUAAUAUAUAAAAAUAAAUUUAUGGUUUCCGUGCAAAAUUUAUUUGACACAAGAAACAAAAACCCGACCCGAGGGUGGGAUUCAUAGGCAGUUUCGAAGAGUAUUUACAGCUUUGGUUUGAGUUAUUUAAGGUUUGGCACACAAGCACAAAGGUUGUUUUAUAUCAUAACAUAAACGUGAUGAGGAGCUCCACAAUUCUUUUUACCCUUUUUAUUUUUUUUGAAGACCAAAUCAAAAGUGUUUUCUUUAGUCACUUGACUACACUUGAUUAAAUCAGUAGCUAUUCGCACAGCUUAUGAUUUAUCCUACUUUCAAAUGUUUAUAUUAGAGAAACUCUCUUUAUUUUAGCUUCUUUUUUUUUUAUUUUAUUUUGAAGCAAAUCUAUAUGCGAGCCAAACAAGGGAAAAUGUGAGGUGAAAGUAAAUAAAUAAAAUUAAUGAAGUAGCACCCUAUAGAUAUCUAUCUAUAAUUGUUGGAGUACUUACUACUGGUAAUUGAUUGAAGUGAGUUAGUGAUAUAAUUAAUACUAGAAUUAAAAUUAAUAUAUCGGGAACAAGCUCAGAGUUUUGUAACGCCCGUUUCACUUGUUAUCCCCGCAACAUUUACUUUAAACUCUUUAUUAUAUUUACAGAGCUCAAUGUUUUUUGGUUUUCUGAUUACCAAAUUAAACACGCCAGGAAAAAAAAGAAGCAUAUGGAAAAGAAAGUUAGAGACAUGCAAUUUCAUUAGAAAACAACCGUAACAGUUGAAAAGAAAACAUUAAUCGGAGAUGAUAAGAUGCGAAAAUUAAUGGAUGAAACAAAUAAAUGGUGUAAAAAAAAAUUAAUGAGGUACUACUACGUAGGUGUAAAAUGAUGGAUCGGCCACCACCACCACCACCACCAAUUAAGUUUAGUAUACAUUAGACUGCAUGCAGUAUUAUUUCCGGAUGGUGUUUUUAAGUGUGACUUUUUUCAUGUUUCUUUUCGAUUCUUACAGAACUUUUAUUAAAAUCUUAAGAAUCUUAAUCUCGUCGACACCAAGAAACCAAAACGUAAAAAAAAAUAUAAUGAAAUCAAAUCCAUAUAUAUACAUGGUGAUUGCAGCGGGCCUGGACAGUAAUAUAGCGAAAUCUGAGAUGAAAUCAAAGCUACUUUUGUUGCUAGCUCACUCGUAAUUAAUUUAUUUAUGAAAAAAAAAGAAGAAGAAAAAGAUAGAAUUAAGAGGAAAAUAAAUUUGAAGAAGAGUAAGUGCGUAGGUAC
Messenger RNA from Oldenlandia corymbosa var. corymbosa, 3517 nucleotides. NCBI's taxonomy places the organism in Eukaryota, Viridiplantae, Streptophyta, Magnoliopsida, Gentianales, Rubiaceae. The record is from the annotation of a GenBank genome assembly.